Cottoperca gobio is the source of this 2198-nucleotide messenger RNA. Its product is annotated as four and a half LIM domains protein 2-like. Gene Ontology annotation, cellular component: nucleus; Z disc. The record is from RefSeq and is a predicted model, not a curated record. Gene Ontology annotation, molecular function: transcription coregulator activity. The coding region runs from base 525 to 1364 and encodes 279 amino acids. NCBI's taxonomy places the organism in Eukaryota, Metazoa, Chordata, Actinopteri, Perciformes, Bovichtidae. The transcript is spliced from 6 exons.
CCCCGACUUAAUUUGGCUAUAAACUGUGUAAAUGGAACUCAAUUAUAUUUUCUCGGAGUAUGUUUUCCUAAAACAAAUCUCCAAUCACACGGUCUGUAUCGAGUUUCUUUGGUCGGUAUGAAGCUGCUGAUGUUUGUUUUUCUCAGAACCUCUUGUGUCUUGUGAUCACAUUGUUCUCAUCUUGACAUAAUGACCCUCACAUGUAAUACUGUGUGGAAACCAUUGAAUAAUUAUUAAUGCAGAAAUGUAUUCUGCUUUUGUGUCCUGAUCACAUUCCCCAGUGGACGGUUUCCAGAAUUCUCUCCUAAAUUUAUAGCUUUCUAAAAAUAAUCUGACCUGCCCACUCGCAGCUCUGCCUCCACCUUCCCGCCCCAGUGUGUGUCACAUUGUGCAGUAAUUUUAAAAGACAGAUGGACGACAGCGCUCAGUAGACACCUCUGGUCUCAGUCUGCAAACCGGCUCAUCCUCCGACACUCAGGAAGCGCUGACGGGACUGAAGACUCGAAGAGGAGAUUUCAGUCGAAAUGGCGGAACGCUACGACUGCACAGAGUGUAAGAAGACCUUGUACGGGCAGAAGUACAUCCUGAAGGAGGAGAACCCGUAUUGCGUUGAGUGCUACGAGGAUCUUUUCUCCAGCAACUGUGAAGUGUGCCAGAAGCUCAUCAGCUGCACCAGCAAGGAUCUGUCGUACAGGGAGCGCCACUGGCACAGCGAGUGCUUCCUCUGCACCAGCUGCAGCCGAUCUCUGGUGGAACGGCCUUUUGCCACCAAGGACGACAUGCCGAUGUGCAUCGAGUGCUACAGCAGCGAGUACGCCUCCAAGUGCCAUGCAUGCCUGAAGACCAUCAUGCCAGGCUCCAAAAAGAUGGAGCAUAAGGGCAACAGUUGGCAUGAGAACUGCUUCACCUGCAACCGUUGCCAGCAGCCCAUCGGCACCCGGAGCUUCAUCCAGAAGGAAUCCAACAACUACUGCAUGCCCUGCUAUGAGAAGCAGUUUGCCAUGCAGUGCGUCCAGUGCAAGAAGCCCAUCACCACCGGAGGAGUGAACUACCGGGACCAGCCCUGGCACAAGGAGUGCUUCGUUUGCAUCGGCUGCAAGCAGCAGCUGGCCGGCCAGAGGUUCACCUCUCGGAACGACUUCGCCUACUGCCUCGACUGCUUCUGCAACCUGUUUGCCAAGAAAUGUGCUUACUGCACCACCCCGAUCAGCGGCCUCGGGGGCAGCAAAUACAUCUCGUUUGAGCAGCGGCAGUGGCACAACGACUGCUUCAACUGCAAAAAGUGCUGCGUGUCUCUGGUGGGUCGAGGUUUCCUGACGUGCAAAGAUGACGUCCUCUGCCCCGACUGCGUCAAAGACUUCUGAGUGAUCUCCAAGCCGGAAAAAAAGAGUUUGUCCAAGUUGGCACAUUGAUUGGUUUCUCACACAUUAACGUACUGCUAAGGUGUUAUCUGCAUGCGCUGAUUUUACUGUUUUUCAUGCUAAUUAAUUGAAGCCUUUAUUCCAAAAUGAAGUUUUUGUUCUGUUUGGCUGAAUGUAUUGCUGUUUCAUUGGAAAGCAGUGUCAAAGAUUCUAAAACAAUUAUAAUGUGUAUAUCUCAUUUUGAAAUGAAACUCUGUUUCACCAUUUUUCAGAGAUAUAUUAAAGCAUAUUAAGAGUUAAGUUGUUUUAAUGUUUGGCACUGUGAUGCCAAUUAUAUAUUUAUAUGAGUUAACAUAACACUACUAACACUGUUUAUUAUAGUUAAAUAAAUUCAGUCUAAUUCAAUUACAUUUGUGAAGCAUAAUAAUAGUCUUUUGAAUUUAAUGAAUGCUUAUUGGCCAUCAGUGAUGCAGCUUGUAAUACUAAUUUUAAUAGUCAGUCCAUUUAAAUGUGAUUCCCUGAUGGAAAAUGUGCAUUUAAACCAUCAUGUAUAAUAUGAGUGGAAAGAAACGACUCAAUUGUCAGUAAAAGUGUAAUUACCACAUUGGAAUAACACUAGUAAACAGAGCAACUAUAUAGCUAAUGUAUUUAAUAAUAAUAAUAAUAAUAAUAAUAAUAAUAAUAAUAAUAAUAAUAAUAAUAAUAAUAAUAAUAAUAAUGCAGUUAUAAAUGUUUGUAAUCGAUUAAUAAUUGCUCAUGGAUUGCUCACUAACUAAUGAGCCAUUGUGUGUAAAGGUAUACAUGUUAUUAAGUGAUAAAUAAAGGAUUUUAAUGAUG